Molecule: messenger RNA, 2099 nt
Organism: Aspergillus alliaceus
Lineage: Eukaryota; Fungi; Ascomycota; Eurotiomycetes; Eurotiales; Aspergillaceae
Exons: 1
Coding region: 100-1764 (554 amino acids)
Source: RefSeq, a predicted model, not a curated record
UUUUUUUUUUUUUUUUUUUCAUGAAUCUCACUCGCUUUCCGCCCUGCAUUACUCGCGCGCCUUACUGUGUGAUACAACGUAAUUGAUUUGGGAUUCGUCAUGUCCCGCCCAAGUCUAAGUAUCGGGAGUGACUCCCUUCGAAGUUGCCUGGCUCCGCGUGAUCAGUUGUCGGAUCCCGGUUCCGACCUUUCUUAUGACACGGCUCUCCCUCCGAUCACCUCCAAGCCGUUGAUGGUUAGCUCUCGCUCAUACCGCGGCUCGGACCCGUCCAUCGUGCUAGGCGGCUUUCGUGGAAAUCAAAAAGCCGCGGCGGCCCUAGGUUUUGCACCGGACAUGUCGAACAUGGCUCGCGGACCGAACGCUCAUCGUCGGACCGGAAGCACCUUGAAGACCGUUAUGAGGAAGAUCUUCACCCGCAAAGGACGCAGCCAGACAGAUAGUUGUGAAGAGGGUUCUCCGGACUUUCGGUUCAAUCACUCCCCGGAACGACUGCGGGAUAAGGAGACGCCGAAUUACGCCGCGCUGUCCAGUUCGUUAAAAUCGAAAUAUAGCAAACCCAUCGGCGAAGAGUUACGGGGCCCGAAUCCCUUUGACGACACGUUGUUUAAGCACGACAUGGGACCCCUUCGACAACGACGGGCCACGUUGCCCAGUUUGGUCUUCUCGGAUGACGACGAGUCUCGCGAUGCGCUGGAUGCAUUGAUCCACUCGGACCCGGCGGGUACUCGAAGUAAAAGCCCGCGUCUCGGCGACCAUGAAGAGCGACGGCGCGAGCUACUGCGGAGCAAACGACGGUCACGAAGCGCAACAGCUCUUCGGGGGCUGGCAAAGCAUCAUCGAAUGUCUCCUAUCCAAUGGAGACGGCGGAGUAUCGAGUCUUACGUCACAUCGACCGCGUGUGGCGCAGCGUCCGAUACCGAGGUGGUGUCCAUUCGACCCACGACAAGGGGCACGGUAGCCAGUGCGCCGCAGACAGCCGUGGAACCGUCGAUCGACGGGGUUGACCCCUUGGAUGACCGUGUGGAGGAAGCCAGCAUGCCCCCAAAUGUCGGAACCCUGGUCAGCUCCAUGCAACAUGACGAGAGCAUCUCACUCGAACAACGAUUGACCACCUUAGAGGUGAAGCUGAUUGAUCUGGAAUUCGCCAUCGCCCGUAUGCAAACCGAACGGAGUGAACCUUCGCCGACCGCGAUGUCAGGGCGCAAACAGUCGCACAAUGCGAGUCAGCAUAGGCGCAAACAGUCUACAACUCACUCCCCGCCGUCCAGCAGUGAGGCUACAUCCAGCGUCGGAUCGACGGGAGAUCGGCCUUUGAGUACCGCGACCAUUCGGCCGAGCCCACAGCAUAAUCUCCACCGGUCCAAAACCCUACAAACUCCCUCAUUAACAUCCCUCUCGGACCACCAUAGCAGCAUCUCUGUCGAGCAGUACAGCGCUCUGGUGAUGCUCCUCCGACGAGAACAAAACGCACGUCGCAGCCUGGAAAACGAGAUCUCCGGCCUCCGAUCGGAUAUCCAGCAGCUUCAGCAACUGGCUAGAAACUCAAUGGGCCUGAAAACCAUGUACCCAAUCCAAUCGCAGGAGUUUCUACGGCCCGCCCCCACUAGCUAUUCCCAGACCACCUCCCCUACCCGGACGGAGGACAAACUCGGCUCACCGUACGAGAGUGACUCGGAUUAUGAUCGACCCGACACUUCCAAAGACGAUACGUGUCGGCCGAUAUGGCCGCCCAAUCGGCGGGUUGAAAUCGGAAAUAUGAUCUGAUCGCUUGGCUUGUGACAGACCUCCAUCACCAUUGAUUGCAUUACGACCAGCUCUCCCUGACUGGGAGUUAGGGACACGAGUCCUUGGAGGACCUCUCUUGCGCGAGGACAUCGGUUCCUCUUCUUCCCUCUUUUACGAUUUAAUCCUUUUUUGCUGCAUUAUACGUGGCUCCAGCUGACCACUCUACACUACUCUUCUAGCCUGUUUGAUUAUGUUCCCAGCUCACGACUGUGUAAUGACUGAUCAUCCUGAUCUAGACUGUUAUCAGCAAUGUUAUCGUUCUAGGAUAUUAGAUAGCACGGGUUGCUCAUAGACUUGAAUAUAUUACGCCAUCC